Molecule: messenger RNA, 1630 nt
Organism: Heteronotia binoei (common prickly gecko)
Lineage: Eukaryota; Metazoa; Chordata; Lepidosauria; Squamata; Gekkonidae
Gene: MACROD2
Product: mono-ADP ribosylhydrolase 2
Exons: 18
Coding region: 169-1485 (438 amino acids)
Biological process (GO): peptidyl-glutamate ADP-deribosylation; DNA damage response; purine nucleoside metabolic process
Cellular component (GO): nucleoplasm
Molecular function (GO): ADP-ribosylglutamate-[protein] hydrolase activity
Source: RefSeq, a predicted model, not a curated record
CGGGUUGGAGCGAGGCGGGACCCAGUUGCCUCACGCGCGCCGCCCGCCGGGGAAGGAGAGGAGAGGAGAGGAGAGGAGGGUCCCCUCAGCCCGCAGCCUCAGCCAGCCCCGCCGCCCGUGAGGAACCUGGGGAACCUGCACCUCAAAGCCGCCGCCAGCCACAGCCCCAUGGACGCCGCCGGCCACAAGCGGAAAAAGGGCUGGAGGGAGGAGAAAGAACGCUUGUUGAAGAUGACACUAGAAGAAAGGCGUAAAGAAUAUUUACGGGAGUAUGUUGCUCUGAAAGAUAUCCCAACGUGGAUGGAAGAAACGAAUAAGAAUCAAAACGAUGAGGAGAACACUAAAGAAUCUUUGCCAGUGAAGAGAAAUCUGAGUGAGAAAGUCUCCCUCUACAGAGGUGAUAUUACAUUGCUUGAGAUUGAUGCCAUAGUGAAUGCAGCUAAUUCAAGUCUUCUUGGAGGCGGCGGUGUGGACGGUUGUAUACACAGGGCAGCGGGGCCCUGUCUAGUUGCCGAAUGCCGCAACCUGAGCGGAUGUGAAACCGGACAAGCCAAAGUCACUUGCGGGUAUGACUUGCCUGCCAAAUAUGUCAUUCACACCGUGGGUCCUAUAGCACGAGGGCACAUUAGUGACACCCAUAAAGAAGACUUGGCCAGCUGCUACAAAUCCUCGCUGAAAUUGGCAAAAGAGAACCUCAUCAGAUCCAUCGCGUUCCCGUGUAUUUCAACAGGAAUUUAUGGUUUUCCGAAUGAACCAGCUGCAGUCAUCGCACUUACCACUAUCAAGGAAUGGCUAAGCAAGAACAACCACGAGAUGGAUCGUGUCAUUUUUUGCGUAUUUUUGGAGGUUGACUACAAAAUAUACAAGAAGAAAAUGAAUGAGUUCUUCUCGACGGAUGAAGACCACGAGCAAGAGAGCGAAAUGAAUGAGAGCACAGAGGGAGCGGAGCAGAAAGGCCAGUCUCCGUCACCCGUGAAAUGCAAACCAAAGCAUUCAGAAAACCCAGAGGAUGAAAACGAAGCAGGUGACAGUGACACGGAACCCAAACGCAGCGCAGAUGAAAUUGAGAAUCAAGAUGCAGAUUCACCCAAACAUUCCAAAGCGACACAAGAACCCCACCCGCUUCCUCACGCCGUCUGCGAACAAGACCAACCUGUUGGAGGAAUCCCAGAUGAUUCCACGGAGGAAGAGAUGAACACCCAGACGGAUUCUCAAGUCUCCUGCAUGGAUACAGAAGAUUCAUCGAUAAUCCCAGAGGAGAAAAACGAGGAAGAGAAACCACUGGCUUCUGAAGAAGAUAAAAAUAAUCAAGAAAACAAAGGGGAAGAAAAAGGAACACAGCACCAAGAGAAAGAGAAGCAGACCGCAGAGCCGGCGCAACCAGAAAGCCCGUGCGAUGCAGGAAAAACGUCAAGUAACGACGUUGAAAUGAAUAGUCAAGUUGAAACCGUAGAGGAACCAACAGACUCUCAGACUGAGAAUUAAUUGUAGAAGACCAAGAUGAGAGAAAAGAACCAAGUGGUGAACCAUGAACUGCAGUCAUCGGUGCAUUAUACGACAACAUUCUGACUUAGCAGAGGACGACGGCACACCAUGGAAGUUAAAAACGGGAAAGGGGGGGGGAGGUUGG